This is a messenger RNA of Orbicella faveolata, 1793 nucleotides long. Its product is annotated as transformer-2 protein homolog beta-like. Gene Ontology annotation, molecular function: RNA binding. Lineage: Eukaryota; Metazoa; Cnidaria; Anthozoa; Scleractinia; Merulinidae. The record is from RefSeq and is a predicted model, not a curated record.
CGUCCCUCGCGCCAUCUGCUUUUCAGUUGAAUGAAAUUUGUCUAGCUUCUUGAGGCAAUCAGCUCACAUUUGUGGAUAUUAAUAUAGCUUGAAGCGAGGAUGAGUGAUACAGAUGAUAGAAAUGGUUCUGAAGAAAAGGAUGUCAGUGAUAGAGAUGAUGAAGAGCAAGCUGGUGAGUACAACGGAGCAGGAUCCAGAUCAGCUUCCCGUUCAAGGUCUCGCUCAAAAUCUCGCUCUAGAUCACGUUCAAGGUCUCGUUCAGGAUCCCGUUCCAGGUCAAAAUCUCGCUCCCGAUCUGAUUCCAGAGAUAGAUCAAAGUCAAGGAGUCGAAGUCGUUCACGCAGACGCCGUUCUCGUAGCAGGUCACGUUCACAUUCAAGGAGGAGGCGAAGAUCCCGAUCUCGCAGUCCAUAUCACUAUAGGCACAAAAGAUCAAGAAGUGUUUCACCCCUGUCCUCAAGGAAACGUCAUGUUGGGAGUCGGGAUAACCCAGAAGUGAGCUGUUGCCUUGGAAUUUUUGGACUAAGCUUGUACACUACUGAACGAGAUUUAAGAGUGUACUUUGAAAAAUAUGGCACUGUUGAAUCAAUCCAGAUUGUCUAUGAUCGCCAGAGUGGCCGCUCAAGAGGGUUUGGAUUUGUCUACUAUGAAGCACCUGAAGAUGCAAGAGAGGCAAAACAGUGCACCAAUGGUUUAGAAAUUGAUGGUCGGCGAAUACGUGUUGAUUACUCCAUCACCAAACGAGCUCACACUCCUACUCCAGGAGUCUACAUGGGAAAGGCUACACAGCACCGAAACUACCGGAAAAGUCACUAUGAUGAUUACACCCGUGACAAGGAGUACUAUUCAAGGGACCGUCAUCGAGAUUAUUAUGGUAGCAGUGGGUAUCGCUCUCGCUCUAAUACACCACCACGUCGUUACUGAUAAUGAGCGAGAUGUGUGGUAUUAUUUAUACAAUGCUUACAUGUAUCUGCCUGUAGAUUAUCACUAGACAAUAUAAGACUACAUAGGAAUAGGUGUAAGCUAGAGCUUAUUUUAGCUACAGUAGUUCUGAUCUGCCCUGAGGUAAAAGAUACUUGAGGAAGCAUGUGUGCGGAUGUGAUCCCCCUCCAUUUUAAAUAUGAUAGAAGAACUUGUGAUUGGUUAGAUUUGUCCGUGACAGAUAUCUGAACAUUCCUGCAGAUGUCACCAAACUGUCACGCAAUGAAGAAAGACCGCUUGACAAGCAGCUUUCAAUUGAACGCUUCCAUGUAAAUUACUCUUCUGUUUAGCUCACUUUGUUGUAUUAUGCUUAGUAAUGCUCUAGUUAGGCUCAAGCAAGCACUUUUUAAAGUCUCAUCGUCGUAGUUUGUCUUUCUUUACAAUGCUUUUGUUGGUCCAACUAUUACGAGACCCUUAACUUGUGAACUUUUAAGUGGAAAAACAUUGGUAUGUGUGUUAUUUCCUUGUAAGAUCCUUACAUAAGUGAUUCAUAAGUUUAGUGAAAAGGUUCCGUUGCCAGAAGCCGUCACAUGUUGUUAUUUUACAAACAAAAUUCGUUUGGCCCUUGGUGCGCGGUGAGUCUUAACACCAGUAUUUUUCUAGUUAGGAGGGCGCAAAUUAACACAAAUAAUGUCAUUAGAUUUUCACUGAAAUGUUUUGAGGCUGGAAAUGUGUAAGUUACCCAAUGGAUAUUUUGAUUUAUCAGUUUUGUCAAGUAUUUCUGUAGAUGACUGUUUUGCCGAGUUAAUCAAACAGUUAUUUUAUUUGUUUUAAAAUUUGUAGCGAAAUAAAGUGCAUCGUUUAGCUCGUUU